Messenger RNA from Aureobasidium melanogenum CBS 110374, 2049 nucleotides. RefSeq names its product DNA helicase. The transcript has 4 exons. The coding region runs from base 1 to 2049 and encodes 682 amino acids. The record is from RefSeq and is a predicted model, not a curated record. Gene Ontology annotation, molecular function: 5'-3' DNA helicase activity; ATP binding; RNA binding. Lineage: Eukaryota; Fungi; Ascomycota; Dothideomycetes; Dothideales; Saccotheciaceae.
AUGGCUCCCAUCGACAUCCCGAGCUUUGCUGACAAGCAGCUCAAGUUAUUGGCGGCAGAACUGAAUGCCGAGCUCGAAGAAACCGCCCUGCUCACCGCCACUCAUGCUCCGUCCACUCUCGCACGCGCCGGCCUAGCUGUUCUAAACCUCUCUGUCAGCGCCCAGCGCACAGGUCUAGGUGGUAAAUCUCUCAUCGAGCUUUCUCUGGACCCUGCCAUUGCUGGUACUGAAACGCAGCUUCCCGAACAUGGAUUACGCGUGGGAGACAUUGUUGGUGUUUCGGAACAGCCAAAGGGUGCAGAGAAGAAGAAAGAGCGUCAGGACAUGGAGAAGAAACAGAUACAAGGUGUUGUCGUUAAAGUCUUGAGAGAAAUCAUUGUUGUCGCUUUGGACAAGGACGAGGUUGACAUUCCUGGUGGAAAACUCUGGCUGUUGGUGAACUCUGCAUCUGUAUUUUGGAAAAGAAUGUUGAUGAACCAGACCAUGACAAAGUUGCUGAAGAUGCCCGAAAGCGAACACUCCACUCUUACGCGCGUCCUGUUUGGUCAAUCCUCUGCAGUAUCGGUCCAGCCUAGAGAUAUGGCAGAGGAGCUUGAGUGGCUAGAUCCUUCUCUCAACGACUCACAGAAGGAAGCCAUCAAGUUCGCUCUAGCCUCUCCCGAAGUUGCCUUGAUACACGGACCACCAGGAACAGGAAAGACUCACACAUUAAUCGAGUUGAUACGCCAGUGUCUGAAGAAAGGUCUCCGACUCUUGGUCUGCGGACCUAGCAACAUCUCGGUCGACAACAUUGUCGAGAGGCUAUCACCACAUAAAGUGCCUAUGGUCAGACUUGGCCACCCAGCUCGCUUGUUGCCAGGAGUGCUGAACCACAGUCUCGACAUCUUGACACGUACGAGCGAUGCCGCCGCUCUGGUAAAGGAUAUUCGCAACGAGAUGGACGCAAAACAAGCAAGUAUACGCAAAACAAGAAAAGGUAGAGAACGCAAGGCCAUCUACGGAGAGAUCAAAGAGCUACGCAAAGAUUAUCGACAGCGUGAAGCUGCUUGCGUAAGCAGUCUGGUCCGAGAAAGCAAGGUCGUCCUUGCUACACUGCACGGGGCUGGUGGAUUUCACUUGAAAUCUCAAGAAUUUGACGUUGUCAUUGUCGAUGAAGCCAGUCAAGCUUUGGAGGCACAGUGCUGGGUGCCUCUGCUGAGUAGUGGUGCAAGCAAGCUGAUCCUCGCUGGAGAUCAUCUCCAACUACCACCUACCAUCAAAAGCUCUAAUUCCAAGUCAACCAAACAGAACACGAAGACAGGGCAGGGUGGCGUGGAUCUAGAGACAACGCUCUUCGAUCGCAUGCUUGACCUCUACGGAGAAAGUAUCAAGCGCAUGCUGACCAUCCAGUAUCGCAUGCACGAGAAAAUCAACGCUUUUCCAUCAGCAGCACUAUACGAGUCAAAACUCAUAGCGGCGGAAACUGUCAAGGCAAGAUUGUUGAAAGACUUGCCCUACGAUGUUGAGGAGACUGAGGACACCACUGAGCCUGUAGUCUUCUGGGACACACAGGGAGGCGAGUUUCAUGAGAAGACUGAUGACGAUGACGAACCAAAGUCGAAGAGCAGUCUCCUCGGAGAAAGUAAGAGCAACGAACUCGAAGCAGCCAUUGUCAAGAAGCAUGUACAGAGCUUAGUCGAUGCUGGCGUCAAAGCAGAAGACAUCGCUGUCGUCACACCGUACAAUGGCCAGCUUGCUGUCUUGUCACAACUGCUCAAAGAGAGGUUUGUUGGUAUUGAACUCGGAAGUAUCGAUGGGUUCCAAGGCAGAGAGAAGGAAGCUGUAGUAGUCAGUCUUGUGCGCAGCAACUCAGAGCACGAAGUCGGUUUUCUCGCUGAAAAGCGAAGGCUCAACGUGGCCAUGACUCGACCAAAGCGACACCUCUGUGUUGUUGGUGAUUCCGAGACGGUAGGCCGUGGAAGCAAAUUUCUCAAGAGCUGGAUGGAGUUUCUUGAAGAGAAUGCAGACCUGCGCUAUCCGGAUCUGGACGACGUACUGCGUAGCGAGUAA